UCCACCACUUGAACAAUUCGCCAGCAAGAGGUUAAGGCAGCGGGAAGAAGAUGGCAAAAAUCCCCCUCAUACUCUCCAUUUAUCUUCUGGGAGCUUUUCUUGGUGCUCAGAGUGAAGUGUUCAUUGAGAACAAGGAGGCAAACGCAGUCCUGAGCAGGCAAACGCGGGCCAAUUCAAACCGACUGGAAGAGGUUAUUCCUGGGAACCUUGAGAGAGAGUGCAUGGAAGAAAAAUGCAGUUUCGAGGAAGCACGAGAAGUCUUUGAAAACACAGAGAAAACGAUGGAGUUUUGGAAAACAUACAUCGAUGGAGAUCAAUGUGAACCCAAUCCAUGCAAAAACGGAGCCACUUGCAAGGAUGCAGUAAGUUCCUAUGUGUGCUGGUGCCCGGCUGGGUACGAAGGGAGAAACUGCGAGAUAGACUUCACUUGUGCAAUUAAAAACGGAGGCUGCAAGCACUUUUGCAGGCACGACCCACCACAGAAAGUUGUUUGCUCCUGCGCCGCUGGCUAUGUACUUCACGAAGAUGGAAAGUCCUGUGAACCUGCAGUGCCAUAUCCCUGUGGCAGGAUUACGGCUCCUGAAGCAAAGAGCAAGCUCACCCGAGCCAUAAACAGCUUUGAGCACUGGAACAUCACUGCUGAUGACCCCGACGAUGCUCCUGACGAGGCUCUUGACAACAUCACCGAAACCACCACAGCUGCCACCACGAGAAUUGUACCAAUAAUUAAAACAGGCACCCGGGUCGUUGGUGGAUCAGACAGUAUGAGAGGCGAGGUGCCUUGGCAGGUCUACCUGGUGAACAGUCACAACAUAGGCUUCUGCGGUGGGUCCAUCAUCAACGAGAAGUGGGUCGUGACGGCCGCGCACUGCCUGCAGCCGGGCGACAACGUCACUGCCGUGGCAGGUACAUAUACAAUAUAGCUCAUUUAAACUUGCAGUCAGAGAAAAUUCUCCACUGUAAUUUAUAAGACCAUGAACACGAAGAGCCUAGCUGAACAGCAUACUUAAGGUAACAUAACGUGGAGUGUUUAAAGUUUCAAAUGUUAAAAACCUAAGACUGUACAUUCAGAUUUGCAGAACUAAUCAAUCUCAUAAAUUAAUAAAAGCUUAGAUUUGAAACCAUGGAAGACAAAAAAGAUUAAAACCAUUUGAAUAUGCAACGUGUGCUAUGUUCGAGACAAAUAUUUACAUUUGUACCUCAAAAUGUGUACUGUUACCACAAGAAUUGUUGCCACUAUAAACAGCCCCAACAGUAACAUAAGAGAAUCCUAUUUUUUCCACCUAACAAAUGCAUCGUGACCAAUUUUAACAUAGACGGAAAUAUCCUUCAGUGACUUAAAACCUUUCUGUUACGAUUUCCAGUGACUGAACAAUACUGGGAGCUCUCUAGGACUUGCAGUGAUGCUCAGUUCAAACUCAGCUGGUCACGUUUUUGGCGAUACAGGAGGGUCACCCACAAUCCGGACCACCCAAAUUGGGGAAAUGCCCACAGCUGUAGGGCAGGGUGGUAGGAACCUACCAGGCAACGACAGCCGUGAAGUAGUUCGACAAUUCCUCUGUAUAAGAAUGGUGACCCCCAAAAAAACCUCCAGUAUGUCUUAAUGUAACAACUUGGUACUCCAGCUAAGAAUUCACGGGUCACAAAUCAAAGUCAGAUCAUAAAGGUCCCACAUUUGUCCAGAGUAGAAAACAUUUCAUUUAGACGGGAGAGAGCAAAUUCACUACCACAUGCAUACUAUUAACCCUGUUUUCAACAUAGUCAGAUGCUCUUUUGUACACAUCUGUUCAGAAGUCAAACCACCUGUACCUAUGUACUACAAAAGCAAAGCUAGACAAAGAAACACAAAAUUAAAUUAAGAAUGUUCAAUAUUCUUUUUCUUCCUCAAAAAUUCCAUAGAUAAUCUAGAUUAUCAUUAAAGAUGCUGAAAAGUACAGUCUUAUCAAGAACAUCCUUAGUGCAAACAUGGACAUUUAACUUGGAUUUAUGGCACAUGUUCCAAAAGUACGUACGUUUAAUGUAAACUUCAACACUUGCUAGAUACAGGUUGUAGCCUUGGAACACUUUGGGACCCUAAAGUGAUUCGCGACAACCCUGAGUUGUCAGUUUGACCUGAUCCACACCUCACUGAAAUCAAUGGACUGACUGCAAUGGGCUGGAAUCAGACCCUAAGUGCAAAAAGAGGAUCUUUAGCGUUAUUGCAUCUUCACGUGUGAGUCAGCCAGAUGAUGCUCUUACAGAACAUUACAUUCAAACAGCUGACGUAGCUAUUUAAGAAAAAUCCA
Messenger RNA from Struthio camelus australis, 2285 nucleotides. Lineage: Eukaryota; Metazoa; Chordata; Aves; Struthioniformes; Struthionidae. The record is from RefSeq and is a predicted model, not a curated record.